Messenger RNA from Aspergillus steynii IBT 23096, 2430 nucleotides. Its product is annotated as asparagine synthetase B. NCBI's taxonomy places the organism in Eukaryota, Fungi, Ascomycota, Eurotiomycetes, Eurotiales, Aspergillaceae. Bases 275 to 2005 code for a protein of 576 amino acids. The transcript is spliced from 9 exons. Gene Ontology annotation, cellular component: cytosol. Gene Ontology annotation, molecular function: asparagine synthase (glutamine-hydrolyzing) activity. The record is from RefSeq and is a predicted model, not a curated record.
CGUGAAUUUAGAUGCUGCCGACAUCUCACGUAGUAUCCGGAUGAGGGACGACCAGAAAGGCCGAGAGCGGUUAUCUUAUCGGUGAGUCAGUCGAAAGAUUUGUGGCCGAAAUCGCCCCUCGAUUCCGUUUCCCGCCCCGCCGAACAAUUUAAACCUUUCCUUCUCCCUCGCUCUUCCCGCUUAGUUAAUUCCACUCUUCUCUGCUCGCUUUCCCCGGCUGCUGCUCCUGCUGUCUUUUCUCGUGCUCGUGUGCAGUCAAUUGCUUGUAGCCAGCAUGUGUGGUAUCUUCGCGUGUCACCGGCACCCCGAUGUGCAAAAAUUCAAGCCGACGGCUUUGCGCAUGGCCAAGGCUUUGCGCCAUCGCGGUCCCGAUUGGAGUGGAAACUUCAUUUCCGAGGGAACUCAGGGAACCGUCCUUGCCCACGAGCGUCUGAGUAUCGUCGGUGUCGACUCCGGCGCCCAGCCCCUGGUCAACGACGAUGGCUCCCUUGCCCUGGCCGUUAACGGCGAGAUCUAUAACCACCGUAUUCUGCGGAAGCACCUCAAGACCCAAUAUACCUUCAAGACCCACUCGGAUUGCGAAGUGAUCAUCCCUCUGUACAUGGAACAUGGCCUCGAUGCCCCCAAGUUCCUGGACGGCAUGUUCUCCUGGGUUCUCUAUGACAAGAAGGAGGACCGAGUUAUCGCCGCGCGCGACCCCAUUGGUAUCACCAGCUUCUACAUCGGCUGGUCUUCUCAGACUCCCGGUGCCGUCUUCUUCGGCUCCGAGCUGAAGUCGCUGCACCCCGUUUGCGACAAGAUUGAGGCUUUCCCUCCUGGCCACGUCUAUGACUCCAAGACCGGCGCCAUGAAGCGGUACUUCGAGCCCAACUGGUGGGACGCCGAGAAGAUUCCCUCCACCCCCGUCGACUAUAAGGUCAUCCGUCAUUCCUUGGAGAAGUCGGUGCGGAAGCGUCUGAUGGCUGAGGUUCCCUACGGUGUCCUGCUGUCCGGUGGUCUGGAUUCCAGCUUGGUUGCCUCCAUUGCCCAGCGUGAGAACCUGCGCUCGCAAGAAGCCGCCAAACAGGCGCUUGCGAACCAGACCGGCGACUCCGAGCUGGUUGGUAUCGAUGACAGCAACGAGUUGUCCAGCGUCACUACGUUCCAGCAAUUGCACUCUUUCUCCAUCGGUCUUCCCGGUGCCCCGGACACGGAAGCCGCCCUCGAGGUCGCCAAGUUCCUGGGAACGAAGCACCACGCCUUCACCUUCACCAUCGAGGAUGGUCUCAACGCUCUGUCGGAUGUCAUCUACCACCUGGAGACGUAUGAUGUCACCACCAUCCGUGCAUCCACCCCCAUGUACCUGCUGAGCCGGAAGAUCAAGGCCAUGGGUGUCAAGAUGGUUCUGAGCGGAGAGGGUAGCGACGAGAUCUUCGGUGGCUACCUUUACUUCCACGCUGCCCCCAACCGCGAGGAGUUCCACAAGGAAACCGUCCGGAGAGUGAAGAACCUGCAUUUGGCGGACUGCCUCCGCGCGAACAAGUCCACUUCCGCCUGGGGUCUGGAGGCCCGUGUUCCUUUCCUGGACAAGGAGUUCCUCGAGGUUACCAUGGGCACGGAUUCCAAGGACAAGAUGAUCACCAAGGACCGUAUCGAGAAGUACAUCCUGCGCAAGGCGUUUGACACCACCGAUGAGCCGGACAACAAGCCGUACCUGCCCGAGAAGAUCCUCUGGCGCCAGAAGGAACAGUUCAGCGACGGCGUUGGCUACAGCUGGAUCGAUGGUCUCAAGGACCAGGCUGAGUUGCAGGUCACCGACGAGAUGAUGAAGAACCCCAAGCCCGAGUGGGGCGACGACAUUCCCGACACCAAGGAAGCGUACUGGUACCGCACGAUGUUCGACGAGCACUUCCCGCCCUACUGCGCCGGCACGGUCGAGCGUUGGGUUCCCAAAUGGUCGAAACAGACCGAUCCCAGUGGCAGAGCCAUUUCCACCCACAACGCCAAGUACGACAGUGCCGAGUAAAAUGUAUGAAUGUUGGGAUGCUACCUGGGUUAGGUCUGGACUUUUGGCAUAGAAGCAUGCAUAGAUUCGUUACUACCUGAGAUGCUCAAUUUGGGACAUCAAAAAAGCGUUAUUCCGCCCGGGGCGAGGCCGAUGAGAUCGGUCUCGUCUCCCGGGAAACCAAAACAUAAUUGAUUUUCCUCAUUUCUAGGGGUGAAUAUCAGGCGGGGAAAGAAUCCCCGAAGUAGGUGUACAAACCUUGACCAUGAUUAGUGUUCGUAAACUAAGGCUGAAUUAAGUUCUUUGGUGGUGGUGAUCAUGGGCUGGAUCGGUCAGGAACCCAUGGAUGAGUCUACCGAUUCAGGCUGUUGCGUAGGACUGUGAACCGAACGGAGCAGCGGUCAAGUUGUAGGCAGGCAGUCUGAGAGAAAACCCCUGGAGGGAGG